AUGCGUCGCGGUGCGAAUUUGUACUGGAGGGAAGCAGCUUUGUUGUCGCGAGGAGCUAAUGCUUCGUUCUCGACCUCUCGAGUUUACGGGAAACCACUCGUAACGGUCUUCCCAAUCUCGUCGAAAGAUGACGACGAGACGAACAAAACGAAGACAAAAAGCACCGCUUUAGUGCAAAGACUAACCAAUAGUGCGUUGUUGAGAUUUGCGUCCUUGAAUUUUGAACUCAAAGCGACCGUCGAGGCGCACCGAGAGCAAGGUUUACAAUCACUUCUGAUUGCCGCAUUGGAGCACUCGGAAAACGAGAGGAAAGCGGAACAAACGAAAACGAUGGCGACGCAAACGCUUCUCGAGUUUCCGAACGAGAUGCACGCGAUAAAACUCUCCGCGUUAGGCGCGAGAUUUAACGAGAGUUUGUGCGAACGUUUGACGAUGGAUAUCGCGGAAAGGGCCAGAGAAGUUGGGGCGAGAGGGUUGUGCGUGGACGCCGAGGAAGAUUUUUUGCACGAGCAAGUGGACGCGGUGAGCAUGAAGUUGAUGCGGACGAUGAACACCAAAUCCGGCGGUGGGAGCGCGAGUAAAAACGCGGCAGUGUAUAAAACGUACCAAAUGUAUCGCCAGGAUAGCGUGGAACAGUUGAAACGAGACAUCGCGACCGCGGAGAGAGAAGGUUUUGUUUUAGGCGCGAAAUUGGUCAGAGGCGCUUAUUUAAACGCAGAUAAAGGGAAACCCGGGGUUUUGUUCAAGACGAAAGAAGAGACGGAUAAGAGCUACGCGGACGGAUUGGCGUUCGCUUUGAACAAAAUAAAGGAGAAGAAAAACGAAAACGCUCCCGCUGGGGUGAAGAUUUUGUUGGCGACGAGGAACAAAGAUAACAUUCAAUCGGCGUUGGGGCAUUCGGAGGACGUGCAGUUCGCGCAGCUGAUGGGCAUGGACGACGAGGUGACGUUAUCGUUACUGAACGAAGGCGAACGAGUGGCGAAGUAUUUUCCGUACGGGAAGUUUACGGAGACUUUGCCGUAUUUAUGGAGAAGGUUCUUGGAAAGAGCGUCUUUUUCGUAA
Molecule: messenger RNA, 1062 nt
Organism: Bathycoccus prasinos
Lineage: Eukaryota; Viridiplantae; Chlorophyta; Mamiellophyceae; Mamiellales; Bathycoccaceae
Product: proline dehydrogenase
Exons: 1
Coding region: 1-1062 (353 amino acids)
Cellular component (GO): mitochondrion
Molecular function (GO): proline dehydrogenase activity; FAD binding
Source: RefSeq, a predicted model, not a curated record